AUGGCGUCUCGGUUCUGGUCACUUCCUUUGCCCGUAACACAAGGACGCCCACGCCUUUGGCCCGGUCCGCAUUCCCCGGCCUACAAAUGCCAACUCUGCGAAUACCACCAACUUGCUCGAUACGCCGCGGAAAUCACGAUCACAAUAGCUUCCACCAUUGAGGCCGAAGUACCUCAUAGCAACUUUGACACCAUACUUGUACUCGACUUCGGCUCACAAACUAGCCAUCUUAUUCUGCGACGGCUACGGGCUCUUGGCGUCUUCGCUGAGCUACUUUCGUGUACCACCAAGGUCGCUGAGCUGCCAUGGAAGCCCAAAGGAAAUAUCUUCUCUGGAGGUGUCAAAUCUCUUGAUGUAUGUUUCCGUCUCCCAAACGUCCCGUUACAUGUGCUCAUAUGUGUAGAUGUUGAUCCUGCUGUUUUUGAACUUGAUGUACCCAUUCUUGGUAUUUGGUACGGCUUGCUCCAACAUCCAUCGAUACACGCUAUGACACUAACAUCAUUGACCCCAGCUAUGGUUGCCAGGAGAUCGCUUGGCGAAUCGACGCAAAAAAUGUUGUUCGCGGAGAGGCACGAGCAGGACUUUGUGGUUAUUGCUGCCACCAAGAAAUCAGAGUUCGCUGGCAUCGCCCACGAGGAGAAGCCUAUCUUUGGUGUCCAGUUUCAUCCUGAGCUCGAACACACCCCCCGCGGAUCCGAUAUCCUGUUCAACUUCAGCGUCGAUAUCUGCGGAGCUCGACCAAACUGGAAAAUGGGCAACUUUGUUGAGCUCGAGAUCGCUCGCAUCGGGGAUCUUCUUGGUCCCAAAGCUCUCGUCAUUGGUGGCGUAAGUGGCGGUGUCGACAGCACUGUAGGAGCGACUUUGAUGCGUGAAGCCAUUGGGGACCGCUUCAUCGCGACAGGUAUAAACAAUGGCUGUAUGCGUCGCAACGAGUUCGAGGAGGUCAAGAAAAAUCUCAGCGACCACCUCGGUAUCAAUCCCACCGUUGUCGUUGCCGGCGAGCUGUUCUUGAGUCGGCUUGCGGGUGUUUCCGAUCCCGAAAAGAAGCGAAAGAUAAUUGGGUCGACUAUCGAAAAAGAAGCAGAAAACACACCAGAUUCCGGGAAGGUCGAGUGGUUCUUGCAAGGGACACUAUACCCUGAUGUCAUUUCAGUAUCGAGUCAGACCCUCAGCGACAAUCAAGAGAAGAGGAAAGUUGGCGCCUCUGCAGCCCACCAUAAUACUGGCUGUUUGCCCGAGCGUGUAGCGAAUGAUGAAUGGCCAAGGCUUACGUCUAUCGAGCCGCUCCGACUUUUAUUCAGAGAUGAAGUGAGGGCAAUUGGUCGGCAACUCGGCAUACACGAGUCGCUGGUAAACAGGCACCCAUUCCCCGGACCGGAAAUUGCCAUUAGGAUUCUUGGCGACGUUACCAAGGAGCGAGUUGAGAUCGCCCGCAAGGCUGACAAUAUCUUCAUCAACAUGAUCAAGGAGGCUGGCCUUUACGACCAGAUGUCCCAAGCCUUUGCUAGUCUUGAUACUAGCCGUAGUGUUGGUGUUUUUGGUGAUGUGCGCGUUUGGGGUUACAUUGUAAUCCUCCGCGCUGUUCGUACGAAAGACUUUAUGAGCGCUGAGGUGUUCAACUUUGACAACUCAUUCCUCCAGGAUGUCUCGCGUGCCAUUUGCAAUCAGGUAGAUGGUGUGUCCCGUGUUGUCUAUGAUUUAACUUCAGAUUCUCCUGGCUCUAUGGAGCUGGAACAGGCGGCAUAA
Molecule: messenger RNA, 1746 nt
Organism: Metarhizium acridum CQMa 102
Lineage: Eukaryota; Fungi; Ascomycota; Sordariomycetes; Hypocreales; Clavicipitaceae
Source: RefSeq, a predicted model, not a curated record